Messenger RNA from Rhinopithecus roxellana (golden snub-nosed monkey), 3244 nucleotides. It is a transcript of the gene ZNF81, whose product is annotated as zinc finger protein 81. Gene Ontology annotation, biological process: regulation of transcription by RNA polymerase II. Lineage: Eukaryota; Metazoa; Chordata; Mammalia; Primates; Cercopithecidae. Gene Ontology annotation, molecular function: DNA-binding transcription factor activity; RNA polymerase II cis-regulatory region sequence-specific DNA binding. The record is from RefSeq and is a predicted model, not a curated record. The transcript has 4 exons. The coding region runs from base 1086 to 3071 and encodes 661 amino acids.
GAUCCGCCCGUCUCGGCCUCCCAAAGUGCUGGGAUUACAGGCUUGAGCCACCGCGCCCGGCUGAUAUUUUUCAUUUCUUAACAAGAAUGACUGAAUCUACAGUGCCUCUAAUAAUUGAUCAGAAUAAAAUUGUACCUCAACUUGGACACAGAGACACUAGUUCCCUCAAUGAGGAAACAGUUUUACCUCUGGAUAUUUUUGAGUUAAUUAAAAAACUUUAGUCCCAGGCUAUUAAUAUUUUUCUUAUAGCGUGUCUCUUCUGUCUCAAGAAAUUUUACUUAACUUUUUUAUUCUGAACUCAGGGUCAUAUUUUCACCAUCUGUUAAACAGAACCACAUUUAUUUUGAACCUACCAUGGAAAAGGUAUCAUGUGAUGUAACUCUGACAACGUGAACUUUGGAGCCUGGUAGACUGGGUUUGACUUAACACCACUAAAACUCUAAUUCUGUAUGCAUAAAGUGAAAUAAUAAUGAUUUUAACAACACAUAGAUGAAAGGUUUGUUGUGCAAAUUACCUGCUUCUGCACAUUACAUGCUUCCUUAUAACAAUACUUGCUAACAUGUAUUAAGUGUUUACCUGGGGCCAGUUCAGUGCUAAGUACCAUUGAAACAUAAUCUCAUCUAAUUUUCAUAGCCACUUGAGAUAAAUAUUUCAAAUUCAUUUUGAAAAAUAAACCUGAAGAAGCUUUUUCAUGUUCUCAUAGCUAAAAGUUGGCAGAGCUAGAAUUUAAACCUUUAUUAAUUUUAGUCCAAAUCUCAUGCUCUUGCUCAUAUUCUAUUUUAAUUAAUAAGCAGAAUAUGUGUUUCUUGGACUUUAUCUACCUCACAGUAUCCAGUGCAGUGAACUGUACUUUGGUUCCCCCAGGAGAUGUCUGUGUAGUGAGUGCUAUCUGCCUCUGAUCAUAUGGACACUGUCUUUCCAGGGUUCUUGGAGUCUCUGCAGAGUCCCUGGGCCAGAUCUCAUAGUGAAGGCUGCAGGAUCUUCCUUCUGACCCCAGCAGUCCCCGUUGAGUCCACUGAUUCCACUGGAAUUAUAGAGUUAUCAGCAAGAAAGCCCCAGGGCUGACGUCCAAGUCCGUCGGGAACAUGCCAGCUAAUGAGGACGCUCCCCAGCCAGGGGAACAUGGCAGUGCCUGUGAGGUAUCAGUGUCAUUUGAGGAUGUGACUGUGGACUUCAGUAGAGAGGAGUGGCAGCAACUGGACUCUACACAAAGACGCCUGUACCAGGAUGUAAUGUUGGAGAACUACAGCCACCUGCUCUCAGUAGGGUUUGAAGUUCCCAAACCAGAGGUCAUCUUCAAGUUGGAGCAAGGAGAGGGGCCAUGGACAUUGGAAGGGGAAGCCCCACAUCAGAGCUGUUCAGAUGGGAAAUUUGGAAUUAAGCCUUCCCAGAAGAGAAUUUCUGGAAAAUCUACACUUCAUAGUGAAAUGGAGGGUGAAGAUACAAGAGAUGAUUCAUUAUACUCUAUUUUAGAAGAAUUGUGGCAAGAUGCUGAAGAGAUAAAGAGAUGUCAGGAAAAACAAAACAAACUUCUGAGUCGCACCUCUUUCCUCAAUAAGAAAAUAUUGAAUACAGAGUGGGAUUAUGAAUAUAAAGACAUUGGAAAAUUUGUUCAUCCAAGCCCAAACCACAUUCUUUCACAGAAAAGACCCCAUAAACGUGAUUCAUUUGGGAAGAGUUUUAAGCAUAAUUUAGACUUACAUAUUCAUAAUAAAAGCAAUGCAGCAAAGAACCUGGAUAAAACUAUUGGGCAUGGUCAGGUUUUCACCCAGAGCUCUUCUUAUAAUCACCACGAAAAUACACAUACAGGAGUGAAGUUCUGUGAACGUAAUCAAUGUGGAAAAGUCCUCAGCCUCAAACGCUCACUCAGUCAAAAUGUGAAAUUUCCCAUUGGAGAGAAAGCGAACACAUGUACUGAAUUUGGGAAGAUCUUCACCCAGAGGUCACACUUCUUUGCUCCUCAGAAAAUUCAUACUGUGGAAAAACCUCAUGAGCUUAGCAAAUGUGUAAAUGUUUUUACACAGAAGCCACUACUCAGUAUAUAUCUGAGAGUUCACAGAGAUGAAAAACUCUACAUAUGUACUAAAUGUGGGAAGGCCUUCAUCCAGAAUUCAGAAUUAAUUAUGCAUGAGAAAACUCAUACUAGAGAGAAACCCUAUAAAUGCAAUGAAUGUGGGAAAUCAUUUUUCCAGGUGUCAUCUCUACUCAGGCAUCAGACAACUCAUACUGGAGAAAAACUCUUUGAAUGCAGUGAAUGUGGUAAAGGCUUCUCCCUGAACUCAGCCCUCAAUAUACAUCAGAAAAUUCACACUGGAGAGAGACAUCACAAAUGCAGUGAGUGUGGGAAAGCCUUUACCCAAAAAUCAACCCUCAGGAUGCAUCAGAGAAUUCAUACAGGAGAGAGGUCCUAUAUCUGUACUCAAUGUGGGCAGGCCUUCAUCCAGAAGGCACACUUGAUUGCACAUCAAAGAAUUCAUACUGGAGAGAAGCCUUAUGAAUGCAGUGACUGUGGGAAAUCUUUCCCUUCUAAGUCACAACUCCAGAUGCAUAAGCGAAUUCACACAGGAGAGAAACCCUAUAUAUGCACUGAAUGUGGGAAGGCUUUCACCAACAGGUCAAAUCUCAAUACUCACCAGAAGUCUCAUACUGGAGAAAAGUCUUAUAUAUGUGCUGAAUGUGGGAAGGCCUUCACCGACAGGUCAAAUUUCAAUAAACACCAGACCAUUCACACUGGAGAGAAACCCUAUGUUUGUGCUGAUUGUGGGAGGGCCUUCAUCCAGAAGUCAGAGCUGAUUACACAUCAGAGAAUUCAUACUACAGAGAAGCCUUAUAAAUGUCCUGACUGUGAGAAAUCCUUCUCCAAGAAACCACAUCUCAAAGUACAUCAACGAAUUCACACAGGGGAGAAACCAUAUAUAUGUGCAGAAUGUGGGAAAGCCUUCACUGAUAGGUCAAAUUUCAAUAAACAUCAGACAAUUCAUACUGGAGAUAAACCGUAUAAAUGCAGUGACUGUGGAAAGGGCUUCACCCAGAAAUCAGUUCUCAGUAUGCAUCGCAAUAUUCAUACAUGAAAGUAAUCCUGUUUCUUGAAAAUGAGAGCCUUAUAAGGCUGACAAAGGUCAGGUCUAACUAUAUAUUACAAAAUUCAUCCAAGAGAGAUCCUAUAUGAAUAUGUUGUAUAAGGAAAAGUAUCAGGCUAUCUAACUUGAGAUGGAAAAAAUUAUUCAGAAGAAACUCUCUUAAA